CUGCGCUUCGCCGCCAGCGUCGUGUGCCGCCUCUACCGCGGCGCCACCAACCAGCGCAACCCGCUCACGCUCGCCCUCAACUUCUGCGUCAACUUCGCGCCCGUGUUCGUGUGGCUGCUCAUCUUCAAAAACGCCGGCGCCAUCCCCAACGGCGUCCGCCCCCGCAUCCACAACCAGCUCGCGUUCCUCGCAGACCAGUUUCUGUUCGGCGACAUCCACGGCGAGCUGCCCCAGCAAUUCGGCGACUCCGACCCGGCCCGCGUCGCGCGUCGCGCCACCGCCUUCUCGGCCGCCGCCUUCGCGCUGCUGGUGCUGGUGUUCGUGCCGCUCUCGCUCUGGUACUACAUCUACUACUGCCACCGCGUGUCCUUCAACGUGUUCGACUGGUACGACCGCGAGUUCCACGCCCGCGCCCGCUUCCGCCCCGCUGCCCCGCGCGCGCUGCUGCCCUUCCUGUUCCCGCUCUACGUCUUCGUAGUGCUCAACCUGGACUCGCUGUUGGCGUCGCAGGACGAGGUCAACUUCACCAAGUUCAAGGACCUGCUGGCGUGGUUCUCCUACGUGUUGCUGCACUUGCUCGCCCCCAUCUUCACCGCCAUCUACCUCUACGUGUUCCAGCCUCCUGGCACCCUCAAGGCGUUCUCCCUGGCCCUGGGCUUGCAGAACAUCUGCGGCGUGUGCACCCACCUGCUGCUUCCGAUGGCGCCCCCGUGGUUCAUCCACAUGUAUGGCAUCGCAGACACCGCGCACGUCUCCUACGACCAGGAGGGCUACGCCGCGGGGCUCACCCGUGUGGACACCCACCUCGGCACCCACCUCAACUCCAACGGCUUCCACAAGUCGCCCAUUGUGUUUGGCGCGGUGCCCUCUUUGCAUUCUGCCAUGGCCGUCCAAUGCUUCCUCUUUCUCAUCACCAGGGCAACCUCCACCAAAUCCCACGCCGUCUCCAACUACGCCGCGUCUAAGAGCUGCCCGGACCCAGACCAGGAUUCAGAGGACAAAGACACCGAGGCCCUCGAGCUCGAGUCCCUCUCCAACUCCCUCGACAGCUCCGACACUCCGCUCGUCGAGUCCGCUGUCGUCAUCCCGCAACUCGGCCUCAACAGCAACUGGCUUUUCAUUUUCCACAAGGCCCUGUUGCCAAGGACCCUGGGAACCGCGUUCCCGAUUCUACAAUGGUGGAGCACCAUGUAUCUAGACCAUCACUAUCGUUUUGACCUGUUCAUCGGCAUGCUCUACGUGAUAGUCAGCUUCACGCUCAUCAACACCUUGUAUUUGCAACGCCACGUCCUCAAAAGGUGGUGCGACGUUCGUCUUGGAAGAGCCCCAGACAACCGUCACGAGGGAAAAACCAUGGGCAUGAGAGUGUUUGAAGACACUCGCUUCGAAUGGUUUUUCGACCCCUUCGCAUAA
Molecule: messenger RNA, 1413 nt
Organism: Lachancea fermentati
Lineage: Eukaryota; Fungi; Ascomycota; Saccharomycetes; Saccharomycetales; Saccharomycetaceae
Source: the annotation of a GenBank genome assembly